This is a messenger RNA of Folsomia candida, 1749 nucleotides long. RefSeq lists its product as uncharacterized. NCBI's taxonomy places the organism in Eukaryota, Metazoa, Arthropoda, Collembola, Entomobryomorpha, Isotomidae. The transcript is spliced from 5 exons. The coding region runs from base 131 to 1525 and encodes 464 amino acids. The record is from RefSeq and is a predicted model, not a curated record.
UAAGCACACAAUCCUCUUAUCAGCCGAGCAAACGCCACGUAGGCAAUGAUGAAAUAAAACGCGAAUAAAAUCCUUGCAAACGUUUCACUCCUUUCCAUCUUCCAAGUCGCAAAAAAAUCCACUCCACAAAAUGAAGUCGUUAUUCCAGAUUAUAAAGAUUUUCGUCACCGUGUCCUUGCUAAAUUUGCAAGUUGGAUUCGUCAAUUGUGGAGGAAUACCGAACAUCAUUUCAACCAUUGGCGAAGGCCCGGAAUUAUUGAAUCGUCUCGGGCCAGACGGAGUGUUGAAUGGAAAAUAUUUCCCGGACGAUUUACUCCAAAACGUUCAAGGAUUUGGCAAUAAUGUGCAAUUGGUUGUGAAUCAAGUCAUAUUUAAUGGAGUUCAAACAAUGGCCCGGCCGGAAAACAUUGUGUCGAAACUUUCCAAUUCCAUUGCAACCCCAAAGUUGCUCAUUGGACUUCAAACUUUUGUCGGUGGUGCUAUCGCCAUGGGAUACACGACCUAUCACAAACAGGAAAUGCACCGAUUGCUAGAAACCAUGGAGGAAAUCACGGGCAGGUUACGGUCCCUACAACAGGACACCAAAGAAAUCGAUUAUAUUCUGAGAAGAAUUCGAAAUACGUUGGACAAGGUUAAAGAAAAAAUGGCAAGAUUCACUAUUUCAACCACCACGGAAGACAUAGAUAUUCUACUAUCAUUUAUGAAUAACACGUUUGGCCUUGCAAAAGAUGCAAAAGAAAAGAUGGCCUCACUAUUUCACAAGCUGAAGAAGGACAUAUCUAAUUCAAAACAGUUAAAGGAUCAAUUCCAUAAAAACCAUGUCAACACAGCCCUUACAGGAGUUGCCUCGCUAGGCGUUUUGGCUACGUUUGGCGCUGCGCCUGUCACAAUCCCAGUUACUCUUAUCGCCGGAUAUUUUUCAUAUAAGUACAAAAUGAGUGAGAACGAGGUCAAGGAUCAUAUUGUCAAGUUGAAUCGCUUAAUGGAAAAAUUGUACAAGUAUGAGAUCAACUUGAUGGAAAUGGAAAUCGAAAUGGAUAGUGCAAUGCUUGAGUUAAAAUUGCUCCGUGUCAAAAUUAAUGCCGAGGAGAAGAAGAAGGCCGAAGAACUCCGAAAAGCCGAGGAACUCCGAAAAGCUGAGGAACUCCGAAAGGCCGAAGAACUCCGAAAAGCUGAGGAACUCCGAAAGGCCGAAGAACUCCGAAAAGCCGAGGAACUCCAAAGGAUCGAAGAUCGAAAAUUUGCGGACAACUUAAAAAUUUCCGACGAGCUGAGAAAAGUUGAGAACCUUAGGAAUGAUGAGAACUUAAGGAAUUUAGAGAACCUUAGAAAUAUCGAGAAGCUCAUGUACUCGGAAAAACUUAAAAAUGCCGAGCUAAGGAAUAACUACAUGGUAGUCUUCGUACUUGGCGGGCUUUUUGCAGUAAUCAUUAUCGUUGACAAGGCCUACAUCAAUCACAAUUUAAAGCUAACCUUCGCCCUUAUCAUUGCGGCUGUUGUAGUGAAGCUUACACUAAUUGUUUAAUUCAUAAUGCUGUGUAUCCUUUCCAAUUUGUCUACAUACAUAACAAAAUUUAAUGAAGAAAUUACAGCUUAAAUCGACCGUUUCUUGAUUAUUCCACUUGAUGUAGCAAUUUUACUGUUUUAAUUUGGAGUGUUAUUCUUGGAUUCACAAAUUGCAACACUUUGUCACAUAUUUAUGAUUCACUAAGGUAAUAAAUCAGUAAUAAAAAAAGUUAAAUAAAUGCA